Molecule: messenger RNA, 2676 nt
Organism: Sarcophilus harrisii (Tasmanian devil)
Lineage: Eukaryota; Metazoa; Chordata; Mammalia; Dasyuromorphia; Dasyuridae
Gene: P2RY13
Product: purinergic receptor P2Y13
Exons: 2
Coding region: 164-1171 (335 amino acids)
Biological process (GO): G protein-coupled receptor signaling pathway; negative regulation of adenylate cyclase activity
Cellular component (GO): membrane
Molecular function (GO): G protein-coupled purinergic nucleotide receptor activity
Source: RefSeq, a predicted model, not a curated record
GUGACAAAGCCACAUAUGGGUGCAAAUGAGGAAGGAAACCCGGUAUAAGAAAGCAGACUAAGUCAUUUUUCUCACAUUUCAUUCCUCUCCCUGAAGAAACCACUGCUGCCUUGUGAUGACAUAGCCAAGCAACUCUCCUUCAAGAAAGCUGACACAGGGAACCAUGAAUGCCACGUUCCUUCAACUCACCAAUGGAUCCCUCAAUUCUACUGACCUCUGUCCUAGAGAUAAUCGGAUUACUCACUUGAUCUUCCCAGUCCUUUACACCACUGUGUUCUUUGCAGGGAUAUUACUAAAUAGUAUGGCGUUAUGGGUUUUCUUUAAGAUUCCCAGCUCAUCCACUUUCGUAGUCUACCUUAAAAACACUCUGAUGGCAGAUUUGAUAAUGACGUUGAUGCUCCCUUUCAAGAUUCUCUCGGAUGCAAACAUCGGACCCUGGCAAAUCCGAGCUUUUGUCUGCCGUUUCUCAGCAGUGAUCUUUUACGAGACAAUGUACAUUGGUAUCAUCUUACUUGGACUCAUUGCUUUUGACCGCUUCCUCAAGAUCAUUCGACCCUUUGGAAAAUUCUGCGUGCAGAAGCCCAUUUUUGCCCAAAUCCUUUCCACAGUGGUCUGGCUCUUCUUAUUCUUUCUCUCUUUGCCCAACAUGAUCUUAUCUAACAAGGAAGCCACACCACAAUCAGUAAAAAAGUGUACUGCCCUAAAAGGUCCCUGGGGCAUUAUAUGGCACAAGACAGUCAAUUAUGUGUGUCAGUUUAUCUUCUGGACUGUUUUUUUCCUAAUGUUUCUGUUUUAUGUGGUGAUUGCCAAGAAGGUAUACGAGUCUUUCAGAAAAUCCCAAAGUAAAGAUGCCAAAACCAACAAAAAUCUAGAAGGCAAAGUCUUCAUUGUCGUGGCCGUAUUCUUUGUAUGCUUCGCCCCUUUCCAUUUCGCAAGGGUCCCCUAUACUCAGAGCCAGACCAACAACAAGACUGACUGUGCCCUGCAGAACCAGCUCUUCCUGGCUAAGGAAGCUACUCUCUUCUUGGCCACGACCAACAUCUGCAUGGAUCCCCUGAUAUACAUAUUCUUAUGUAGGAAAUUCACAGAAAGGCUGCCCUGUGUGAAGAAAAUGAAAAGGACGAGCCAAGAAAACUACACCACUCAAACUGAUAAUAUAACUUUAAGUUGACAGAUUUUGUGAGUAACCCCCUUUAAGCGCAUGGGCUUGAAAGAGAUAUUGUAGCAAUUGUAGUUGGAGAAAAGCAAUUUAAGCAUUAAACAAAGUGUUGGGGUGGGGGAAAGGAAAUAAUAUGACUAAAAUGUACAUGUUCUGCCAUUACUUGAUUUUCAUGCAUGCUGCAUAGAAAGGAAACUUAAUUUGAAUUUCUGAAUGCUACAUAUGAAGGGUUGUUUAAAUGAAAGGGGAUUAUUCAUCAGUCUUGAGAGGGGAGAAAAUUACUCCAUCUGAGAAAGGGUUGAUUUAUAUGAAAAUAUAAAUUGUCUUAAGACAACAUUUAACCACUAUUUCAAACUAAAACAAUAAAAUAAUAGCUUUGAAAUAUUGGAAGGGGGAUUAGUUUGUCGAGAUUUAGACUCUUAGAAUGGUCCUCAUGUUCUCUCUAAAAUUACUAAAUUUGUUAGGGAUAAAUGACUUUGUUGUUGGUGAUCAGUUCUACAUUUCCUAUGUCUUCCAGUGCUAUAAUAAUCACUUCUCUAAAAGCUUUUUACUCUGGUUGUUUAAAAAACAAAUGCACAGUGUCCAUAACUGAAUGUCAGCCCCAAUUUUUGCGAGUUGUUAAGCAUCUUUUCCUUUAACCCCUCUUCAGUGACAUAUACUAUCAGUGAGGUCUUCACUUAGGCUUAGGUUACUUCAUCCCUUCCCCUCUCCCCCCCUCGAAUUUAAAGGAGAUUUUAUUAUAUCUAUCUAUAUCUAUUUCCUUAUCUGCACAACACUCUUUUUCUACUAUAAGACAAAUCUCCUUGAGGGAAGGACAGUUGCUUUGUCAUCUUUAUAGUCCCAAACUACAGUUCUGUGUGAAUUGAAAUGAAACUUCCCAAAAAACCCAAAUUCUUGAUGAUUUGGUAAUCCACAAAAUGGGACAAUUCCAGAUCACAGAAUGUUAGAUUCAUAAGGCACAUUAGAGGUCAUCUGCUAUAAUCAUGUCACUUUAGAGAUGAGAGAAAUUAACAGACUUCUGCAAGGUAACAUGGCCAACAAGGGAAAGAGUCUUUGAUUCAAAAUUCAGAGCUUUUUUCAUUAUUCCAAGCGAAUACCUGAGUAUCUGAGAAGUGCUUAUUGCACGGUUGCUUUUAAGAAAUAGAAAACCCAAAUGGGAUUGAUCAGAAGAAUUAAUCUUAAUCUUAAUAUUAACCUUAACAAUGACAUAGGAAUCAUGAAGAAGAAAGAACCUUAUUAGAUAUUCUUUUCCUAACCUCUGUAUUUUAAAAGGAAUUCUUAAUAUAACCUCUACUUCUUGGGAUCCCUAACUCACUUCAUAGCUCAAUUCAGAUUUUCGCUCCCAGAGGAAGCCAGACAUUUCUUUCCCCAAUUGUUCGCAUUUUCUCCUCCUUCAAAUGAUCACACAUGUUGUCAUUAUUGUUCCAUCCUGUCCAACCCUUUUGUGACCUCAUUUGGGGUUUUCUUGGCAGAGAUAUGAAAGUAGCUUGCCAUUUCCUUCUCCUGCUUAUUUUCUA